This is a messenger RNA of Ornithorhynchus anatinus (platypus), 1363 nucleotides long. It is a transcript of the gene FOS, whose product is annotated as Fos proto-oncogene, AP-1 transcription factor subunit. Gene Ontology annotation, molecular function: RNA polymerase II cis-regulatory region sequence-specific DNA binding; DNA-binding transcription factor activity, RNA polymerase II-specific. Gene Ontology annotation, cellular component: nucleus. Gene Ontology annotation, biological process: regulation of transcription by RNA polymerase II. Bases 199 to 1329 code for a protein of 376 amino acids. Lineage: Eukaryota; Metazoa; Chordata; Mammalia; Monotremata; Ornithorhynchidae. The record is from RefSeq and is a predicted model, not a curated record. The transcript has 4 exons.
GGACGGCGACGGUAUAAAAGGCGGCGGGCUGAGCCUCCUACUCCAAGCCGCAGCAGCCGCCGGGAGCCCUCCGAGGCCGAGCCACGGUAGCCUCGACGCCAGGACCGGCCCGGCGCGUCCCGUCCCUUCCCGUCCCGGCCCGUCCCGUCCCGGCCCGUCCCGUCCCCUCCCAGCCGGGGCUCCUUACAAAACCUCACCAUGAUGUACCGGGCCUUCAACGCCGACUACGAGGCCUCCUCCUCCCGCUGCAGCAGCGCUUCCCCGGCGGGGGAGAACCUCUCCUAUUACCACUCCCCGGCCGACUCCUUCUCCAGCAUGGGCUCCCCUGUCAACGCUCAGGAUUUCUGCACCGAUCUGGCCGUUUCCAGUGCCAACUUUAUACCGACGGUGACUGCCAUUUCAACCAGCCCAGACCUGCAGUGGCUGGUCCAGCCCACCCUCAUCUCUUCCGUGGCGCCCUCCCAGACCCGAGCACAUCCCUAUGGGGUUUCCGCUCCUUCGACCGGUGCUUAUGCCAGGACUGGCAUCGUGAAGACCACGGGAGGCAGAGGGCAGAGCAUUGGCAGGAGGGGCAAAAUUGAACAGCUGUCUCCAGAAGAAGAGGAAAAGAGAAGGAUCAGGAGGGAAAGGAACAAGAUGGCUGCAGCCAAAUGCCGAAACCGGAGGAGAGAGCUGACUGACACCCUCCAAGCGGAGACGGACCAGCUGGAGGACGAGAAGUCCGCUCUGCAGACCGAGAUCGCCAACCUGCUGAAGGAGAAGGAGAAACUAGAGUUCAUCCUGGCGGCCCACCGACCCGCCUGCAAGAUCCCAGAUGACCUGGGUUUCCCGGAGGACAUGGCAGCCUCCUCCCUCGACCUCAGCGGCUGCCUGACGGAAGCGGUCACCCCGGAGUCGGAAGAAGCCGCUUUUCACCUGCCCCUCUUACAGGAGCCCGAGCCCAAGACCUCCGCGGAGCCGGUCAAGAACGGCUCCGGUCUGGAGCUGAAGGCCGAGCCCUUCGACGACUUCCUCUUCCCGCCUUCGGCCAGGGGCUCCGAAACCGCCCGCUCGGUGCCGGACGUGGACCUGGCCGGCUCCUUCUACGCGGCGGACUGGGAGCCCCUGCACAGCGGUUCCCUGGGGAUGGGCGCUGUGGCCGAGCUAGAGCCCCUGUGCACGCCCGUGGUCACCUGCACCCCCACCUGCACCACGUACACGUCUUCCUUCGUCUUCACCUACCCCGAGGCCGACUCCUUCCCCAGCUGCGCCGCGGCCCACCGGAAGGGCAGCAGCAGCAACGAGCCCUCAUCUGACUCGCUUAGCUCUCCGACCCUGCUGGCUCUGUGAGCUGAGGAGGUGAGACGGAGCCGGGGCGGGGGGG